AAGUAUCAACAACCCUUCUCUCCUAAUCUCCUCCUCCUUCCCUUUUUUGUAGAGGACAUGGCGGUGGAGUUCAUGACCAAUUAUCGGAACGGCAGCUACUUGGGAGCCAAAAUGGAAGAAAACGCCGUCCAGGAAGCCGCUUCUGGACUCGAAAGCGUUGAGGAACUCAUCAGAUUAGUUUCUCAAACUCAACACCACCACCAAAAUAAUAAUAAUCAAGACAAGUAUCAACCUUCUUCUAUCUCAACAACAUCUUCCCUUGAUUUGGAAGCAGCAGCUGACGUUGCCGUUUCAAAGUUCAAGAGAAUUAUCUCUCUUCUUGGUCGAACCAGGAUCGGCCACGCUCGUUUCAGACGAGCCCCUUUAGUACAACCCGUUAACCGAAACCAAGAGCAAGAAGCUAAAGUUUAUUACGCAACGCCGAUCCAGCAGAAUCCGCCACCGGCUACUACUUAUCAUCAUGAUUUUUUGACGGUGAAAAGUGGGGUUUUAGAGAGGAAAGAUUCAUCCAAAACCAUUAAUUUUUCGUUUUCUUCCACUGGGAAUUCAUUUAUGUCAUCUUUGACCGGAGAUACUGAUAGCAAGCAGCCAUCUUCAUCGUUAUCACCGUUUCAAAUUACUAAUCUUUCUCAGGUUUCCUCGGUUGGGAAGCCUCCUUGGUCUUCUUCUUCUUCUUUCACGAGGAAGUGUAAUAACUCCGACAACUUGGGUUCCAGCAAGUGUAGUGGGUCCUCCGGUCCCUGCCAUUGCUCCAAGAAAAGAAAACUGAGAUCGAAAAGGGUAGUAAGGAUUCCAGCAAUAAAUCUGAAGAUGGCUGAUAUUCCACCGGACGAUUACUCAUGGAGGAAGUACGGUCAAAAACCAAUCAAAGGAUCUCCACAUCCAAGGGGCUACUACAAGUGCAGCAGCGUAAGAGGAUGUCCGGCUCGGAAGCACGUGGAAAGAGCCUUGGAUGAUCCAUCGAUGCUAAUUGUCACCUACGAAGGCGAUCAUAACCAUUCCCUGUCCAUUGCACAAACCACCAAUCUCAUCCUCGAAUCCUCCUAGUCCUAGUCAAACCAUUCCCAGUUCAACAAACACUGUCAAUAUCCAAGGAGAUACAUAUUUAGUGGGGUUGGUUCAUUUCUCUGUAAAAUAUUUAGCUUUGGUUUAACUGCUAUUAGAUUUUAUAUUCAAAAAAAGGAAAUUGGGUUCCCUUCCAAGUCUUCCAU
Molecule: messenger RNA, 1211 nt
Organism: Hibiscus syriacus
Lineage: Eukaryota; Viridiplantae; Streptophyta; Magnoliopsida; Malvales; Malvaceae
Product: probable WRKY transcription factor 15
Exons: 3
Coding region: 58-1047 (329 amino acids)
Biological process (GO): regulation of DNA-templated transcription
Molecular function (GO): sequence-specific DNA binding; DNA-binding transcription factor activity
Source: RefSeq, a predicted model, not a curated record